UAGUCUCCGCGAUGUGUCGAUUCUAGUCUCUAGUCGCGGAGACUAAAAUCGACUUGUCUGAGUGUCACCAUUUGGAAACACAUGCUCUCGACUAGAGUCGAUUCUCUUCUCGACCUGAGUCGCGUAAGUGUGAGUUGAGCCUUAGCAGCUUGCUGGCAAUUUUCGACCAAUCAUCAGCCUCCACGAAUAUAUUGAGUGAUGUGGGACUUUAUCUAGCUUGUUGGAAAUACUCGACCAAUAAUCAGCCUCCACAUAUUAUAUUAUGAUAAGUGAUGUGGAAAAAAUAUUUUGAUCGUUGCGGCCUUUCAAUUUGUGUCAUUAGAUUCUGCAAUACGUUAGCGGAGAGUUUUCACAAGUAAAGUGCUUCGCCCAGAUAUUUUGUGUAGGAUCUGCUGUGCGUGAGAAAUAUCAAAAACAGCUCUUAAGAAACGAUUCCCUUGGAAUAACGGCUGUCGUGUAUCUAUUGAAAAUGUUGAAGGUGAUGAAUCUGUUAAUCCUGACUUUAUCGAUGAAUAUACUCAUGUCUAUCUCAUCAAAUGCGAGAAUAACAAAUGCCGAUAGAGGAAGAUGCAGAGAAAUUUUCAAUGAUAUCGAUGAUGACAAAAACGGACUUAUCACUGAGGAAGAUGUGAGCAGCGUUUUUUCCGAUCCAGAAAAAUCGCAAAAACUUGAUGGAAUGAUAUUGGAGAAAGAAGAGUUCAAGAAUGCCCUUCUUAAUCGACUCAAAACAAGAAGGGAAAUGAAUUUGGAUGCAUUUGUCACAUAUUUGUAUAAUGGAGAAAGUUUUGAAGCAAGAAAGAGAGAUAUGCAAAAACUUUUCCCACAGAAGACAGUCAUUCAACGAGAGGAAAUAUAUCGGAAAGAAGUCUUCGAAAGUCUUAGGGAUUAUAAUCUUAAAGAAUCUUACACAAUCGAAGAAUUCACACUGUUCUAUUUCAUCAACCAUGAGUUGAUUUAGUGAGGCUCCUAAUUAGUGAAGCAACUAUCAAAAAAAUGAAAUUCAAUUUCAAUCAUGCUAUAAAUCAUGAUGUUAUUUAAUAUUUCAAAUUCAUAGCAUGUUUGUUUUUAAACAUGUUUUGCCAUAUUAUUAAUGUGUCAUUUCCCACACUAAGUAAUGGAUAUAGUGUGUGAGUCAUUAAAAUAUUUUACUCAGUUAUUCCAAGGAUGAUGUAAACUGUAAAAAUAAAAAAAAAGUUUUCUGG
Molecule: messenger RNA, 1202 nt
Organism: Nilaparvata lugens (brown planthopper)
Lineage: Eukaryota; Metazoa; Arthropoda; Insecta; Hemiptera; Delphacidae
Exons: 7
Coding region: 470-958 (162 amino acids)
Molecular function (GO): calcium ion binding
Source: RefSeq, a predicted model, not a curated record